AUGCCUGAGAGUGAGUUCGAGGCAGCGGUGAUUGGUGCCAUGGGCUAUGUGGGCUGGUAUACCUGCCCGCGUGGGCACCCCUACUCCGUGGGCGAGUGCACGCGCCCCAUGCAGCUGGGCCGCUGCCCGGUGGUGGGUUGCGGCGCCCCCAUUGGCGGCGAGUCGCAUCGCAACGUGGAAGGCGUGAGGACCGUGAACCAGGAGACACUCACGCGGAAGGCGCAGCCGGGCUUCAUCGCGGCCACGAGCGACCUCUUGGAUGAGACGAUCGUGAACCAGUUUAAUCGGCAGCUGAACAUGCGCGGCUUGAAAUCCUUGCGCUUAGUCCUGCAUGUGGCUUUAUGGGUCAGCUUGGGAGGCGACCAGUACGGCAUCGCAGCCGAGGUCAUCGAACCCAACUCCGGUGCCAACCCAAGGAGGGCUGCGGAGCACCUCUACAAGCUGAUUUGCGAGGAGUGGUUGGAGUUACUGCGGCGCACGCGGCUGCCCAGCCGAGAGCUUUGUGCCUGGCUCCACUUGAGCGUCCUGCGAGCUGCCGAGACAUGCUUGGCGCAACGCAAGCUCACUACUGAGUCAGAGCGACUGAAGUAUGAGCAAGACUUCCAGGUGGCCACCGAGAAAGCCAUGUUUCAAGGCAUGGGUGGAGAUGACCGCAGGCGAAUGGAUGUGGGCACUGACUACACCGGCGCUGCGUCAGCUGGUUUUGGUCAUGAUUGGAAGGAGCUUUGU
Molecule: messenger RNA, 729 nt
Organism: Durusdinium trenchii
Lineage: Eukaryota; Dinophyceae; Suessiales; Symbiodiniaceae
Source: the annotation of a GenBank genome assembly